AUGGCGACGGAAGUGAUUAUGAACUUGAUUUACGAUGCGACAUCGAAACGACAGCCAGAUUUUCUAGUCGCCACUCAUCUAAAGAACAUCAUCAACAACAAUAGAGAUAAAGAAUAUGUCAUUCUCGAAGUCGCCUCAGUUCUACUCGAGCAAGCGUUCCAGGGAACAAUUACGAACAGUUAUGUCCUAUCAUAUCUCAAGUACUGUCUUCGAGCUCAGCUGAUAACUCCUUGUUCGGUUUUUGGAAGCCUACCAGCGUUCAAAGCAUUUGAUGCCCCAGAAACAUUGAAUGUUCUCCUGGCUCUACUGGGCGAUCAAAUCACUGAAUUCUCGCAGCAACGAGCCGAUGAUCCCGUUCCAAGAUUAUUUCAAAGCGUCAUCACACUCGUUAACUGGCUGGUAAAUGCGGUCAGACACCUUCUUCAGCGACUACAGGAGCAACCAGAGCUCUGGAAUCGUUUGGGUGAAAAUUACUCAAUGAUAGUUUCUUACCUUGCGAUCAUUUGCGAGAGCAAGAAGUUCUGUAGCCUUCUUUACAUUGGAAGCAUCGACGAGCCAGAAAUGUGGAAAGGGAUGACUCAAUCUGUUGAGCAGCUGAAGUCUGAACUCGCUAGAAUCGCGGAGACGAUGCAGCGGCAGCAGUUUCACUUUGACCUCGAUAAUGUGCUGAACAUGAUGAUUUCUAGCUUCCCACUUUUUGAAGAGCCCGUGCAGAAUCUCAGUAGGAUGCUUUGCCAGAGUGUCAAUCAUGAUUCUAGUAGUGUCUCUAUUCUCAUGCCUCUUGAGAUGAUGCUUUGUGCUCCAAACUCGGUUCUAUAUAACAGCUCAAGCAUCGAGAACUCCUUCCAAUUUCUCCGUGAGAUCCAAAAUGUCCUGAAUGUCAGCUCAGAAGACGUUCUAAAGACAAUUUUCACUGUUGGAAUGACCUCCGUCCCCUUAGACAGCUCAAAUCUAUUCCGAUGCUCUGCUGUUAUGCUGAUUCGUGUUCCUCAGCUGAUUAGUCUCUACCUGACAAAAACUGGAGAAAGCAUCAAUCUCUUUCCCUUGGUUGUUUCGUUUUACAAUACUCACUGUAAUAAACUGAAACGCAGCCAAGAAAUGCAGAUAUUAUUUGUUUCUUUCCUCCACGUUCUUGUCAAUCAAAAUUCGAUUUCUCAUCAAGAUGCAGCAAAGCUUGGCUACCAAGGGCAAACUGACAUGUCAAAAAAUCUCGCUGUUGUUCACGCUCUCUUCGAAAAAAUAACGAAUGAGAAGAAACCUUUGAAAGUCAUCGAUUAUCUCGAUAAAAUGACGAUCGACUUCGAUACUCUUCUUUACGUCGGAGCGGCGGGAGGAAACUUGAAUAAACUAGUGGCUCUUCUUAUAAGCGUCUCGCAGCAGGAGACGACAAAAGAUGCUAUUUUCGGAAGCUGCUUUUUGGUCCUUUUUCGAAUUCAAUGCCUGUUCGGAAACGAGCCCUUUAGGAUUAUUUCCAUGCAAACGCCAAUUACCAAAUGGUUGUCGACAUUCUUCCUUGAUACCAAAUUAAAAAGAUAUCACGAAGAGCCAACUCAGCAGCAGCAGGAAUUCAUCGACCUUGUACUCACAAAACUCAACGAUAUCCCGAAAAAAGGUGUUGAUCACGCAGGCCCAGCAUCAUCUAUCUUGGAAAUUUCUUACUCGCUGAUAACAACAAUUAUAACAGCGACUUCGCAAGGACUCUGCCCAGAAGAAAAUGCUCACCAACUGUUCAGCAACCUGCGGGACCACUCUCGUACUGGAUUCAUGGCUUGUUUCCUUGUUCUCGCGCAAAUCGCAUCGGAGGGAAACUCUUCAACUGCCCUUAUCGCCACGAAGAUGAUUCCACUUUACAAGUCCGCUAAACUAAAAUCAAAACUAGCAUCAAAUUUGUAUCAGAAAAACUGUCAGUGGAUGGAAGAUUAUUUUCAAGUUAAUUUGAAAGAAGACCCAAAGGAAAAACUUGAAGAUUUAAUCAAGAAACUCUCUAUUUCUCUACGUUCAUCUCAGCAACAAAUGCACGAUAUCAAGCGAUGCGCGGAUGAGCUCGGAACUGAUUUGUUUACGAAGAUUCUAACCGGCUCAAUUAUGAAGCAAACGCGAAAGGAUUUAUCAGAACGAGCUUGCGCUGUGGCAAUCGGAGCCAGUUCUGUCGAUUGGGUAGGCGUUCCAUUGUCGCUAAUUUGGUACCAAGUUCCUGAAGUCAUGUGCGCUGUUGAACAUGCCUCUGUUGCUGAUCCUUUCGCGCUAUUUCUAGCUACGUCUCUUCACUUUUUAUCAAUUUAUCAACGAAACAAGGGCUUUAAUGUGAUUCAUGCUCCAACCGAUCUUCAAAAAAUGUUCAUCGAAGUUGCUGGAAAGGAGCGCAGUCAUUUCCAUGGGCGGAUGGGUGAUCAACGAAUGCUUUAUACAGAUGCCAAUAAAGUCAUAUUCGAUCGCCUGGAGUCCCUUGCUUCCAUCAGAUUCCCUCCUGCCGCCACCACCAACGAUCCGCUGUUUAUCAUGAACGCAUUUCAUUCCCUGGGUCGAACCCUACAUCUUUCUCUGACAAACAGUGGUCCUCAUCUGCCUGUUGAUUUUUGCAUGACUCUUCUUGACAAAAUCAUUCGACGGAGCUUAUCUAAUAAUAUCAACAUUGACAAUGUUUUAAACAUCCUUCAGUACCUUCCUUUCUCCUUUCUCAAUGUUCUGCUGCAAAUUUCUGGGAUCAAUUCUAACAUCCCUGCAGUUCUUCUUUCUGUCGUCGAUUUACAACUCCCAAAUGUGCGCACUAAAGUAGCGCGACUAAUUGCUCUCGGCGAAGCUCGCCCUCUGCCAUAA
Messenger RNA from Oikopleura dioica, 2817 nucleotides. NCBI's taxonomy places the organism in Eukaryota, Metazoa, Chordata, Appendicularia, Copelata, Oikopleuridae. The record is from the annotation of a GenBank genome assembly.